Molecule: messenger RNA, 4386 nt
Organism: Apis florea (little honeybee)
Lineage: Eukaryota; Metazoa; Arthropoda; Insecta; Hymenoptera; Apidae
Biological process (GO): negative regulation of centriole replication
Molecular function (GO): microtubule binding
Source: RefSeq, a predicted model, not a curated record
UGUAUCUUUUCUUAAUCGUUUCUUUUCUUUUUUUUUUUUUUUUUUUUUAUUAUUAACGUUUCACAGGGAUGCAAGCAUCGGAGCUAGAACCUUUGGUCGGGGGAACUGGAACGGACACUAUCGACGGAGUGGUGCCCGAGGGCGACGAGCGCGAGGAAGACAUGCCGGACUUGAAAAUAGCUUUCAGGGGUAAAAAAUCAGGUAGGACCGUAAGGAUAUCGGAUGAUAAAGGGCUGAGCAAACCGCAGGAGAAACCGUUUCCCACUGCUGAAGUCAUCGAGCUUAGACGACUCGCUGACGAGUACAAGCAUCGCGACUGGGGUUGCGGUCUGGCAGCCGAGGACGAGGCUUCGCUGUGGAAACGAGUCUCCAGUAACCACGCUCUCAACGCGCUGUCCCUUGCCAGGUCAGUAACGAAGGAAGAGAAAGAAAAAGAGAACACGAGAAAAGUUGCUCCGGUUACCGCCGCGAUGACCAUGCCUCCUGCAGGUCGACCAUCUUCGGUUCAAGCUAGACCCAUUCAUGGAAUUUUGCAGGAUGAUUCUAAAGCGGAUACGGAAAGAGCUAUUGCUCGCGCAAGAAAAGAUUUCUUGAUCCGCCAUCAUCUGGAUCGUACUACUGGCGUGGGCGAUGGUGCACUGCUUCCCUCUCCAACGAGAGAAAAGUUGGAGCCCGUAAUACCACGACGUCGAGAGGAAACGAAAGAACACCGCGAAGAAAUUCAGCCUAAAACGAAAUCCAGCCCUAAGAACAGCCCAAGAACCGGUCGUUCGCAGAGUCUUGGUCCAACUGUGACGGAACGUCGAUCACCUAAACGUCAACCGCCUCGUGCGCCUUCCGUCACCAAAGAUGCCAAGGAAAAGGAGAAGGAAUCAAAGGACAAGGAGAAAGAGCAAAGGGAAAAAGGCGGUGAGCCUGAAAGGCAUCCACGACCGACGGGUGUUUCAGUCACGGGCCCUGGCCGCGUGCGUUGGAGCAUACGGGAACCGUCGACGGUUUCCUCGACGGGUUCGUCGACCAGCGUGCCACCAUUACCGCCACCACCCUCGGGCCCAGGGCCUACUCCGUUCUACAGGAGGUCCCCGCAGGUCCAUCGGAAAUCCUUCCUCGCAACCACAGCUCCCCCCUAUCGCCCCCUUCAUCACAUCAAACCCUCGACCACUACCACAAGUACUACCACAAUUACCACUACUACUACCACAACCACUAUCACUACCACCACAAACACAACAAGUACAAGCGUAAAACCCCCGGUAAAACAUUCGAUUCAUACGAGUGUCCAUCACCCACCUACGUCGAGCGCUGCUGCUGCGGCCAGGCCGGACCGUGUUAAAGAUAUAAGCCGAUCCCACCAAGGUCCAAACGAAGCUCAGGCAAAAACGGGCCGCGACCAGUCAGCUGCGGCUGCGGCCGCAGCCGCCGUCGCCGAUCCAUCCAAAUCAUCCUCCGAUAGUCGAUACGCGUCAAACCAAGCCGCUACCGCCGUCCAACCUAUGACGGCAGAGCCACAAGUAAACGGGGACGUGACAGGUGGAGAGUCGAGUGUCGCGUCGACACCACCGUCCCAGUCUCAGGCACCAGUUUCAGCCACCGCCGCAAGCCCGUGGAUCGACGACGAACCGGUAGUGAAAAGUCCACCAGAACCGACAAGGGUAAAGUCGCCGGAACAGAUGAUCAUGCGCUCACCGGAGCCGGUCAACUGGACGGUUCCAUUAGACACCGGGAAAACAUUCACUGUCACGCAAAACGUUAGAGAAGAACCUCUGACGCGUCCGCAUAGCGAGGCAAAGAGCUGGGCACCUUCGUCGGUUCCAUCGGCUCCGCAAUCUGCACCACCUGAAUUAGCGGCACAGCACAAGUCGCAACAUUCCCAACAUUCCGGAUAUAAAUCUCCAGAAAGUGAAAGUGUUUCUAUAGGUAGCUUUAGCGGUUUGAACGGACACAAGGACAUGGACUCCGAAAGGGAUAGUCCGUUGCCCUCAAAUAUUCAAACUGGCGGCACUCCCACACAUAUUGACGAUGAAACAGGCGGUAUCGAAGAAGAAUCUAAGGAACAAAGAUCGGAGCCAUCAAUAAAAUCCGUAGCAGGGACGAGCUUAAGAUGUCUAGAGGAUCCAAGUUUUGACUAUGAGAGAAAAAAAGAAGGUAGUCAGCCAACAACGACGGCGACCAUGACAGCCCCCUCAUCGACGACGACUCCUCAGCAGGGUUAUCGUAUUCUAGAGGCAGAAUCACCUCAAGGUGGCACGAUUGAUAGUGGCGGUGCCGGUAACAUGGGUGGAAUAGGAAGUAGCGGGGGUGGCUACCAUGUACUGGAAGCGCCGACAGUGGUUCCAGGCUCUGCACAACGUUCCGCAGCGAGCGAAGUGCUGGAAAAAGCACGAAAUCGUUUCGAUAAAUUCUGGGGAAAGGGCAGCGGUUCAGAGAAUUAGGGCGUUCAAUGCAAGAUAAUAAAAGUAGUAGCAAUGUUCUCGAAAGCGGAGAAACAAAGAGAAACGAAAAAGACGAAGGUAGAAGAGAAAAGGAGAAUAAAUGAUAAAACAAUUCGACGAGGUUCCUAUGGAAGCUCCUUUCCUGAUUCGUCUUCUUGUUCCGGUUGUUUUUCAUCGGAAACGAGAUAUCUCGUAGGUUCCUUUCCGUCUUACUCGUCACGUGCUGAGCGUUCUUCGUUCUUCCGGAAACGCCUCGAAAAAUCUGUUCGAGCAUUUUCUUUAAUUCGAUCAUCAAAACCAUAUAUAUAAAUAUAUAUUGUAUUCAUUUCAACCAAAAGUUGAAAUGAUAUAUUGUAGCAGAAAUUUUUUUUUUUUCAGGAAAAAUUUAUUUUUCAUUUUAUAUAUUAUUUUAAGCACGAAAAGAAGAGUUUUUCGAAUUUAUACGAGUGCUUGAAUGUAAUUGAUAAAGCUUCGAAGAAAAGAAUUGGUAUAUAUAUCUUCUCUAUAAAAUGAUCGAGGAAAACGAAGAGGUGCGUGCAGGGAACAUAUUUUAUUAAAAUUCGAAGAAUGCAUUUGAUUAUGUACACAAAUACACAUUUACACAAUACACAGUGUUAUGCACACAUAAGUUUUUUAAUUGCCAGAAUCAGCAAAUACGUACAUAGUAUAAUACGACAUAGUAAAACAUGAUUUUAAGUCGAAAUGUUAAAAAAUGUUAAAACAAAAAAUUUUAAAAAUCUAAUUUCCAAUUUGUAGGACAUUCAGAUAUACACAAAUACACGCGAUACCACGCGAUAAGAUGAUACAUAGAAAGGCACGCACUUAGACGAGUAUGCGAGUCAAUAAGUUUCUAAGAUGUUUCAAGUGAUCCUUCGAUGUUUCGAAGGAGGAUCAGCCAUAGUUAAGUCCGAAUUUUUUUUUCCAUUAUAAGAAUAGAACAAAAGAAGAAGAAGAGAAAAAAAAGAAAGAAAAUAAUCGUGACGAAUCGAAUUGCGAGGAAAUAAAAUACGGCUUGUUGCUAUAAAUAAGGAGAGAAGGAUUCAAUAACCUUCAACCGCUUCGUGCAUUUUAUAUAAAUCUAUAUACAAAAAACAAUUAUGUACGUAUACACGAAUAUGAAUGUGUACAAUUAAUGGGUAUUGCACUCGCGGAUUACAUAAUCACGGAACCGAAAAUAUUCCUAGGAUCUUUCCUGUCAAUCAUCCAAUAUUUCGACUUAUCGAUCAAUUUAAAAAAAAAAAAAAAAAAGAUCUCUAGAAAGAAAGUUGAUCAUCCGCGAUAGAUCUGUUAAAUUAUUAUCGAUAGUACUGUGAAAGGAUUAGUUUCUUUUAAAUACAAACUAACAUUUUUUGCGUUUGCCGAUUCAGAAAUGGAUAUCUAUUCCAUUUUUAUAUAGAAUACUUGAUCGUUUUUAAGAAAUUUAUAUAAAAUCGUCUAUAUUAUUAACUGCACAAUAACUGAUAUUUUUCAGUUAUAUCAUAUUUAUAUUAUUAUACAGAUAUUCUUAUAUCUUAUUCAUUUAUUUAUUUCUUACUUUGAGCAAAAAGAAAAUCUUUAGUCUUUCUUGUAAGUACUUCGAUAUCUUGAUCUUUCCUUGAAUUUUCUUCAAAAAAAUUUCUGAAAGAAACGAUCAAGUAUCAUCCAACGAGCAAUUUGUCGAAAAAAAAAAAAACUGGCAAAUGAAAACUAUCAUCAAGCGAAAUGAAUUACUGUAGUGAGGCGUAGUGUUUUUUUCAUGCAUAAUACAAAUUCUCGAGAACAACCGGGAAAGACGAAUUAAUUCGAUCGUUGGGAACCGACGAGAAUCGAAAUAAAACGAAGGGAAAUUUGCAAUUCCUACGAAUUUCGCGCGAGAAAUCACGCUUUUACGCGUCGCUUGAAACUUACGACUAGAAACUUGGUAUUAGUUCAAAAUAUAUUGAAAUUAUGGAAUAAUUUGAAAAAAAAAAAAAAA